Molecule: messenger RNA, 435 nt
Organism: Cannabis sativa
Lineage: Eukaryota; Viridiplantae; Streptophyta; Magnoliopsida; Rosales; Cannabaceae
Exons: 1
Coding region: 1-435 (144 amino acids)
Source: RefSeq, a predicted model, not a curated record
AUGUGGGGAAGAUUAAACACAAAAGAAAGGCUAGCUAAGUAUGAUGUGAGUAUAGAUGAGACUUGUCUCUUAUGUGGGAAAGAGAAAGAAUCAAUUAAGCACCUGUUCUUUGCUUGUGAUUACAGCAGGAACUGUCUCCAGGAAGUCAAAAAUUGGCUGCAUUGGAGAUUAAAUGCAGAGUCGGUGCAAGGCAUAAUGAAAAACAUAAAAAACAACAAGACCAGUUCAGCAACGAGAAGAAGCAUGCUGAAAGUUGUAAUAGCUGGGUUGAUUUAUCAUAUUUGGGAAGCUAGGAACGAUGUUCUAUGGAACCAAAAGGUGAGGCGCAGCCAGGCAGUAGUGAAGCACAUUCAAAGGGAGAGCAAGAUUAGGAUCAUAGAGAUUAUGCCCAAGAAAACUAAAGAUGUAGAUAGAGAAUGGAUUGUGAAUAUCUAA